UCCAGCUCUCUCCACCCUCUCCCCUGCAGUCGGAUCUCUCUCUUGGAUCGGAUCUCUCUCUUGGACCGGCUCAGGAUGGCACCCAGCGGACUCAAGGCGGUGGUGGGAGAAAAGAUCAUGCACGAUGUGAUCCGGAAGGUUAAGAAGAAAGGAGAAUGGAAGGUGCUGGUGGUGGAUCAGCUCAGUACUCGCAUGUUGUCUUCCUGCUGCAAGAUGACUGACAUCAUGACUGAAGGAAUUACAAUUGUUGAAGACAUUAACAAGCGGAGGGAGCCACUUCCAAGCCUGGAGGCCGUGUACCUGAUCACUCCGUCUGAAAAGUCUGUCCAUUCUCUCAUCAAUGACUUCAAAGAUCCUCCUUCGGCUAAGUACAGAGCCGCACACGUCUUCUUUACUGACUCUUGUCCCGACAGUCUGUUUAAUGAGUUGGUGAAAUCACGAGCAUCCAAAGUUAUCAAGACUUUAACUGAGAUAAACAUUGCUUUUCUUCCAUACGAGUCUCAGGUUUUCUCCUUGGAUUACCCCGAUUCCUUCCACAGUUUUUACAGCCCCCAUAAGGCUCAGAUGAAGAAUCCCAUCCUGGAACGCCUCGCAGAGCAGCUUGCCACCUUGUGCGCCACUUUGAAAGAGUAUCCAGCUGUGCGCUACCGUGGAGAUUACAAGGAUAACGCAAUGCUUGCACAGUUGAUCCAAGAUAAGCUCGAUGCAUACAAAGCUGAUGAUCCAACUAUGGGGGAGGGCCCGGACAAAGCUCGCUCACAGCUCAUCAUCCUGGAUCGGGGGUUUGAUCCAGCCUCUCCAGUCUUGCACGAGUUAACAUUCCAGGCCAUGAGCUACGACCUUCUUCCAGUGGAGAAUGAUGUCUACAAGUAUGAGACCAGUGGUAUAGGAGAGCAGCGUGUCAAGGAGGUCCUCUUAGAUGAAGACGACGAACUCUGGGUCACCUUGCGUCACAAGCACAUUGCCGAAGUUUCCCAAGAAGUGACACGCUCCCUAAAGGAUUUCUCAUCCAGCAAGAGGAUGAACACAGGCGACAAGGCCACCAUGAGGGAUCUUUCCCAAAUGCUGAAGAAGAUGCCUCAGUAUCAGAAGGAGCUGAGCAAGUACUCUACUCACCUGCACCUCGCCGAGGACUGCAUGAAGCACUACCAGGGGACCGUGGAUAAACUUUGCCGCGUGGAACAGGACCUUGCCAUGGGCACUGAUGCAGAAGGGGAGAAGAUUAAGGAUCCCAUGAGGGCCAUAGUCCCUAUACUCUUGGACGGCAAUGUCAGUACAUAUGAUAAGAUCCGCAUCAUUCUUCUGUAUAUCUUCCUGAAGAAUGGGAUCACUGAGGAGAACCUGAACAAGCUGAUCCAGCAUGCACAGAUCCCACCAGAAGAUAGCGAGAUCAUUACCAACAUGGGGCAUUUGGGCGUGCCCAUCAUCACUGACUCCACACUGCGUCGCAGGAGCAAGCCGGACCGCAAGGAGAGGAUUAGUGAACAGACCUAUCAGCUGUCUCGAUGGACACCAGUUGUCAAAGAUAUCAUGGAGGACACCAUUGAUGACAAGCUGGACACGAAACAUUACCCAUACAUCUCCACACGCUCCUCUGCCUCUUUCAGUACAACGGCUGUAAGUGCCCGCUAUGGACACUGGCAUAAGAACAAGGCUCCAGGGGAGUACCGAGCUGGCCCUCGUCUGAUCAUCUUCAUCUUGGGAGGAGUGGCUCUCAGUGAAAUGCGCUGUGCAUACGAGGUAUCACAGGCCAGCGGCAAAUGGGAAGUUCUCAUAGGUUCCACUCACAUAUUAACACCCAUCAAAUUUCUUCAAGACCUCAGACACCCAGACUUCCGAGACAGCAGUCGGGUGUCAUUCGAGGACCCGGCUCCCAUCAUGGAGUGAGGUCUAACGAGCUGGGACAAAAAGCUCUACCCAUGUCCUCACCCCUCAGAAACUCCUGGACGCUCUGAAGAGAUUGAAUAAGACAGAUGAUGAAAUCAGCAGUUAGGUUUCCCCCUAAACUCCCCAAACUGUUAUACCCCCCCAUCUCUUCUUACUCGUUCCUGCCCAUCCAAGCUGUUGAAGAUCAAUCUUCGGUCCUUUGCCCACCAGCAGAAAGAGAGUCUCUCCCCUUGCCCUACCCUACUUCCGAACCAAUGCUAAUUAUUGGCCUUUCAUCGAGGCUUCUUAACUUUAAGGCAUGGAUGUAUUUUUGGCCAUUUUGUACUCCUUCCCCCCCCCCUUGCAUUGUGGAGAUUGUAUCUGUCUGUUCGUCCUGGAAUUGUAAUGACGCCAGUGAAUUUCCGGAUCUUGUAUUUUGGAUUAUUGCCUACAUCCCGGGUCAAGCACACCAUAUGUGUUCACGUUUCGCUUCCCGUGCACCGAGGUUUUUCUCACUUGCACCGUUGCGUUGCUUCUUCAUAGGCAGCCACAAUGGGAGCCAUGUACUGCUUGUCUUUAUGUCUUCUAUGCAGUUUUUCCCACAACGCACCCGCCUUCCAUAUUCUGACUAGACAGGCAGUGGAGCAUUGCAGAGCUUUCAAACCUGCACCAGCCCCCUCCCUUGUGAUAAAACACAACCGGCAGAGGGGUGACCAUCCGGUGAUGUCGCGAAUCUCCAUCUCAGUCUAGAUAAUGCCGUGUCGGGCGCCCAUCUGCUCUGUUACAUUGCGUUUGUCCCAAGCAAAGCUUCCCGACCCCCGUCCCCUGUUCAGGAAAUGCGUGUUUCUGUAUUUGAGUGAGCUUGUCCUGCCCCACUACUUGGAAACGAAUGCUUGCAUCUUUAUUGUGUGUAGCAACCUAAAUGUCUAAGUUUGGUCCCGUCCUAUCUAUAAUAUAUGAAGAGAUAUUUAUGUUUCUAGAUAGAAGGGGUGAGGCUAAGGCCCUGACUGCAACUUUAACUUAUUAUCGCUAUUUUGCGUAUAUUUAAUGUAAAUAAUAUCCAGGGAGCCGUCUAAAAUUGUUGUGUUGUGAAGGACAAUGCAGUCUGUGAUAUCAUAGCCGCACACUCCACGCUUCUUACACAGCAGCCCUAUACGUUUUAGAUGAAAGACUGACUGGUAAGAGAAGGCAGAUAGACCUAGGACCGGACCCUCGGCCUCACUCCUCACCUUCCUGUAAUAUUUGUUCUGUGAUACAGUUUGUCAUUUUUGCCUGCAAAUAAUAAAGAGAUUUUAAAAAGCA
Molecule: messenger RNA, 3168 nt
Organism: Bufo bufo (common toad)
Lineage: Eukaryota; Metazoa; Chordata; Amphibia; Anura; Bufonidae
Gene: STXBP1
Product: syntaxin binding protein 1
Exons: 20
Coding region: 76-1887 (603 amino acids)
Biological process (GO): neurotransmitter secretion; intracellular protein transport; vesicle-mediated transport
Cellular component (GO): secretory granule; plasma membrane
Molecular function (GO): syntaxin binding
Source: RefSeq, a predicted model, not a curated record